This is a messenger RNA of Symbiodinium sp. CCMP2456, 915 nucleotides long. NCBI's taxonomy places the organism in Eukaryota, Dinophyceae, Suessiales, Symbiodiniaceae. The record is from the annotation of a GenBank genome assembly.
AUGGCCAUGCGCGGACGCAGUGGAAUUACCCUGCUUGUGAUUGUUGGCUGCUGCCUUCUGUGGAACAGCAGCCUGCUCGGCUUUGCAAGCCCCUCCAGCUGUGCUCAGCACCAGAGCUCCACGGCUCUGACGAGGUCCGCAGGAGCCCGGGCUCCGCUUAUUGCUGGAGUGAAUCCUUCCCGCGACCACUCAGCCGUGACCACCGCCGCCGUGGCCCCCAGCUUCUUCAGCAAGGUCUUCGCUGCCGGUGCUCAGGGUGCCACCGCUGCUUUCGUCGCCGCUAUUCUCUCCGCCAUGGCUGAGCCGCUGGUGAAUCGCCUGCUCGUCAAGCGAAUGACGGUUGGCGAGGCACUGAAGGAGAUGAACUUCAAGCUCAUGGCUAACUUCUUCUUGACCACAUUCCCGACCAACAUGCUGAAGUUCCCGAUUUUCGAGAUCAUCAACAUGGCCAUGUCUUUCACAGCCGUCAGCGCGGGCUUGAGCGGCACCAUCAGUGGGUUCCUGUUCUGCACCGCCAUGCUGCCUGUUACCAACUACCGCUUCCGCAAGAGCAUGGGAUGGGAGAUCAAGCCUGCCCUCCUUUACCAGGCCUACCUGCCCACGGUCGUCCGCGACAUUCUCUAUGGUUGGGCGCGCGGCUUCGUCGGUGUCGCCUUGGCUAAGGUGUUCCAGCCACAAACCUUCCUCCAGGAUGCCUUCGUGUUUGCGUUUGUGAUCUGGGCCGCUUGCAUCAUUUCCUCUCCCUGCAACGAGUGGCGCGGCUACACGCUGCAGCCCAAGGACAAGAAGCUCUCCUUCGGUGAGUACUUCAAGCCUGUCAAUUACGCUCGCUCCACGGGCAUCGGUGCUACGAUCAUGGGCAUCUCCCUGCUUCUCGACACUGUUAGCAAUCAGCCAAGCACUGGCGGUGCUUAG